Molecule: messenger RNA, 987 nt
Organism: Limulus polyphemus (Atlantic horseshoe crab)
Lineage: Eukaryota; Metazoa; Arthropoda; Merostomata; Xiphosura; Limulidae
Exons: 4
Coding region: 1-987 (328 amino acids)
Source: RefSeq, a predicted model, not a curated record
AUGGACUACAACGUGAAUGGGAAUGGGAAGACCAUGAUCUACCAUGCCAAUCUGUUGAAGAAGUAUUUCUGGAGAAAAGAAAACCUAAUAGGUGCAGCAAUUGUACAAAUGGACAUGGCAGUUUUUGGUAACAGACCAACAGAAUCAAUAAUAACUCUGCUGUAUGGUUCAUCAAAAACAGGAAUUGGCUGCAGUGGAGCAACAGGUUUAGAAAAUAAUUCCUAUCCAUUUCUAUACGCAGUAAUCAUAGAGCAUUUUCACUUUUUUUCAGUUACCUUUUCUGUAAAGAUAGAGAGGCUUUCAGUACCGCGUUGGGUUCGAAAUGGGACAGAUCACGUGAUUCUUGACUGUGAGUACAGCUAUACUGUCAGUGAUGUCCGUCUAGUAGUGAAAUGGUUCUUCAAAGAUCAGUUAGAGCCAGUCUAUCAGUGGAUUCCUGGACUGGAUAAACGUCAUGUUUCCGGAAUUCUAUAUGGUAGACUUAACAUGGAAUUUACUGUUGAGCCAAGUGAUCGUUACUCUCGAUACCGUGCUCUCUAUAUUCUCAGACCUACUUUAGAAAUAAGUGGGAAAUAUACGUGCGUGGUGACGUCACUAGCUAGCCAGGACCUACGCCAUAAAGAAAUGUUGGUUUACGCUCCAGCAAAGAAUUUUUCCAUAUCACAAAACAAAGUAGCGAGAACAAGGUCGGAUAUAUUUUGUGAAGCAACGGGUUUAUAUCCUCGCCCAGAGAUCUCUCUCAGCAUAAUUCUACCCGGUCUCCAGAAACAUACGGUGUUGCAGGAAAUUAAAAAGCAGGUAAAGCUCACCAAUGGAAGCUACUCCGUACUGCUGGCUAGAAGGUUUAGUGAAGAAGAUUUACCCAAGGCAAAAAUGAUACUUCUGGAGUGCGAAGUUUAUAUUCCAGAAACAAAUUACAAAGUAUCAAAAGAAAUUUCCUUCUACACAGGUACUGGCGUUCUUUUAGUUUGUUUUAUCAGUGAAUAA